AUGGAUAUAGAUGAUAUCUUAGAAGAGUUUGAAACUACUGCCAAGACAGAUCUUAAAAAGACAAGUGUACAUGAUAAUCUAUAUAAUGACUUAAUCACAGCUAUGAUCAAUGAACGAAUGGCUCCAGAACUACUACCAUAUAAGAAAGAACUUCUAGAUGAAGUAUUACAACGAUUAUCAAACCAACAACAGAACUUAUUGGAUUCUCAUGAGUAUGGUGAAGUAAAUGCUUCUUCAGGAGUGGUGUCAAGUGAUUUUAAAUUACAAUUAAUGAUCAUAGAAACAGAUAUAGAAAGAUAUAAUUACUUGGUAAGACUCUAUUUAAGAACAAGAUUAACCAAAAUCGAUAAACAUGCUAUUCAUUAUAUAAAUGAAACCAUGGAAAGUGAUAAGGAGAUACGAUUAUCUCCAGAAGAAGAAGAAUAUAUCAAUCAACAUUUUAAAAUCAUUACUAAACUUUAUAAUAACAGUUUUCUUAAGAAAAUGCCACCAUCAUUAACUCUUUUGGAUGAUACUGCUGGUGAAGAAAGUAUGAUAGAACAUCCCGAUAUCAACAAACAUGUAUUCAUAAAAUCGAUUUCAACUACUCCAAUGUAUAUCAAAUUAGAUGAUGGAGAAGAUUUACCAAUUGAAAAAGAUGGUAUUUACGUUGUGAAAUAUAAUGUUAUAAAGAAGUACAUAGACCUUGGAGAUAUAGUAUUAAUAUAA
This is a messenger RNA of Scheffersomyces coipomensis, 708 nucleotides long. RefSeq names its product DNA replication protein (gene SLD5). The transcript has a single exon. The record is from RefSeq and is a predicted model, not a curated record. The coding region runs from base 1 to 708 and encodes 235 amino acids. Gene Ontology annotation, cellular component: GINS complex. Lineage: Eukaryota; Fungi; Ascomycota; Pichiomycetes; Serinales; Debaryomycetaceae. Gene Ontology annotation, biological process: DNA-templated DNA replication; double-strand break repair via break-induced replication.